Molecule: messenger RNA, 2658 nt
Organism: Magallana angulata
Lineage: Eukaryota; Metazoa; Mollusca; Bivalvia; Ostreida; Ostreidae
Product: mediator of RNA polymerase II transcription subunit 16-like
Exons: 8
Coding region: 88-2580 (830 amino acids)
Biological process (GO): positive regulation of DNA-templated transcription
Cellular component (GO): mediator complex
Molecular function (GO): protein binding
Source: RefSeq, a predicted model, not a curated record
AAACUUUAAGAUCCAUUUUGACUACGAGGUACCGUAUAUUUUUAAUUUUCAACAUUGGUGAUUUGGUCUGAUCUACCUGACAGCUAAAUGGAGGUAGUGUACACCUGCAAUGAGGACUCUUCAAGUGAUGCUAAAGACUGGAUAUCCGAGGAGAAAAGUUGCAGCUCGCUAUCGAGUCAAAACGUUUUAGCAAUCAGUCGACAGAAAACUGGUUCACAUAAAAGAAAGAGAGGAAAUGAGACAAGUAUGAGUUGUGAGGUUGGGGUGUUUGACCUGGAUAAGCCCUGGGAAUGGUUCACAGUAACAACCCGUCAAGCCAUUGUCACCAAUCUACAAUGGAACAAAACUGGAACCAGAUUACUGAUAACUGAUUCUACUGGGCUAUGUCAAGUCUGGCAAAUGCAGGAAAACCUGGUCAACAAAUGGGAGUGUGUGGGAUCCUCUUCCCUCCCUGGAGAGGAUAUACUGGCAGUUGCGUGGUUCCACACAGGGGUUCAGAUUUUGUUCAGUCCGGAGAAGAAAGAUGCCAUCACAUAUGAGGAUAAAUUUCUGAGGGAGCGAUAUCAACCUUCAGUGACCCAGUUUGGGGGUAAACCAGUGGACGGCUGGAUAGCAGUGACUGCAAGUGGACUUGUUGAGUGCUGUGUUAUCAACAGACAGGAGCCUUAUAUAACCUCAUCCCACAAAUCUCUGUCUCUCACCCCCCAGAGACUCAGUCUGGCGGCUGUGGCCUAUUCCAACAUGGGCGGAUUUGUGAUUGCUACCAGUGAUGGUCAGUUAUCCUCUCUAGUCCAGUGCUUCCAUGUUACAGCACAGCUUACAACUGAAGGAGUCCAAGUCACCAGCAAACCAACGUCUAGUCUCCAUAUGAAGAGUCGCAUGGAGUAUUCCACCAAUGAAAGCCAGCAGAUGACUGUGACAAAUCUGACCUUUAUGAACCCAGAGUCAUGUGACACUCUUAUCGUUAGCUGUGGGUGCAAUGGCUACAGUUCUAUGGAAAUCUGGCAGCUUGUCGAGCAGCAUACAAAUCUUCACCAGCUUUGCCAGUCAAGUCAAGGAGUCGAUAAUGGCUUUAAGAUUCAUAAAUGGAUGCAUCACUCUACUAUUCAGCAUACUUCAUAUCUCUCUUGCAUUGCAACAUCAAAACUUCCUGUCAAACAUGUAAUGGAGACUGGGUUUUCACCGUACAUUGCUGCAGCUUACAAGGACGGGUCCAUCAAACUCAUUCAUCGACAUAAUCACCAAGUUCUGCACACAUCGGCUGAUGCAUUACGAAUGCAUGCAGUCAACAGCUCACCUGCGAAAAAGUCUAAAAAAUCUGUCAACAUCACUAACCUUAUACAGACCUUCUGUGGGUGUGGUCUGAUUGCAGUUCAUGAUGGAAAGAUCUCUGUGCUCAAGGUUUACAGUGUAAAGGAUGGUGCUAUAUCUAUGUCUGCCCUGCUUGUGUGUCUGCUGUUUGAGUAUGCUCUGGUCACUGGCAAUGAUUGGUGGGGGAUCCUACUGGCAGUUAAACCUGGUAACAUAGAAGCAAUCUGCCAGAAGUUGAUUGACAAUUUCUUCAAGCAGUCGCCCGCCAUGCAGGAGUCAGUAGCCAUGAGACUGCAGGCCCUAAAGGUGGCCCUGUACAGCACCAACUUCUCCAGCCGGGAGAAGGCCUCCGACUGUCACACUCGACUGGUUCUCCAGGCCAUCAAUGCCUUGUUCAGAUGUCUGUUGAGACCCAAGAACAUCACGUCACAGGAUAAGAGUCCUGGAGAGAAGCUUAGUGCAGUUUGUGUCAAGUCUACGGAUGGUGAUCUGGACAAAGUCUUGUUUAACCUUGACAAAGAAGAAUACCAGGUGGAUACAAAGCGAAGAGACAAGGCAGGGGAUGGGAUGAUGCAGUCCUUGAAGCCCCUGAUUCAGUGGAUUGCAGACUUCUGCCUACAUUUGCUGGCAUCCAUCCCCCUGUAUCAGUCAUACCCCAGCUUCCCUGGCUCCUCUCUCCUGAGUGACAGCUCUUUGCUGAGAACCCUGAGAGAACUACUGGUCAUCAUUCGAAUCUGGAGCACAUCUUCUCCUUCUGUGGCACCCAUAUUCACCACCACAUCAAAUGUAGACUGUUUAGCUCACCUGUAUAAAGUUCUUACCAAAGCCUGGUUGUGCUGCAAAGAUGGAUCAAAGCUCGAAUACGACGAGACAUUGCUGGAUGAGUGCUGUGUUCUUCCCAGCAAGCUCCUGGUGCCGGCCAUGAACCAGAGCUUUCGACUCUAUAGCUCCGGGUACACUGUGUUUGGACAGUCUUUUCCUGUGAACUUUGUGUGGGGGGAAUACCCUGAGUACCUGUACAGCCAGAAAAAGUCCAAACUGAUGUACGUCUCAGAUGUUCUGACAGAGAACCAGCAGCAUCAUGACAUAAUUAGGCAGAUUCAUCUGGGGGUCCAUUUGUCUGAGAAUGUUCGCCAGUGCUGUCGAUGUGGGGGAUUUUCGCUAUUAACCAGUGUUACAAAGUCAUCCAUCAUGAAGGCUUGGGAACAAAGAUGGCAGAGGCAUUGUCUCUGUGCAGCGCACUGGAAGCUUUACACAGAGAAUGAAUGAUUUUCUUUAUAUAAAAUUUGCAUUGUUAUUCAUUGUGUCAUAUACAUUAGAUAAAACUUUCAUUAAAAAUGUAGAAUA